Paramisgurnus dabryanus is the source of this 3666-nucleotide messenger RNA. Lineage: Eukaryota; Metazoa; Chordata; Actinopteri; Cypriniformes; Cobitidae. The record is from RefSeq and is a predicted model, not a curated record.
GCGUGCGUGAACCAGCUGUAAUUUACAUGCGCGUGAUUUAAACACCCCCUUUUCCCCACGCUACCCCUCCCCUAUUGCCCCGUACACCCCAUUCUUCUGCCUCUUUCUUUCUACUCCACUCACUCACUGUCUCACGCGCUCGGCUUCACAUUCAUUGAGUCCAGCUUUAAACAAUGAGAAUGGAGGCGCUUUGUGUCGGACAGACAUCGACUCGCGCCGUUGUGUUUGUUUAAUACUUUCUGCUCAUAUUCAGGAUCUCGAUAAACACAAUGGGGUGCUGCAGCGGACGAUGUACCCUAAUAUUUCUCUGCACGUUUCAGUUGAUGGUGGCAUUAGAGAGGCAGGUGUUUGAUUUCUUGGGCUAUCAGUGGGCUCCCAUCCUUGCCAACUUCUUCCACAUCCUGGUUGUUAUCCUGGGCCUGUUUGGCACCAUUCAGUACCGACCUCGCUACAUUGUGGUGUACACUGUAUGGACGGCGCUGUGGGUGGCCUGGAAUGUCUUUAUUAUCUGUUUCUACCUGGAGGUUGGAGGACUGUCAAAGGACAGUGACCUCUUGACCUUUAACAUCUCAGCUCACCACUCAUGGUGGAGCGAGCACGGGCCGGGAUGUGUUCGAAGAGAGAUCCAUGCCAGCGAAGACCAAACACAGUCCUAUAUAUCAAUCAUGGGCUGUCUGCUGGACUACCAGUACAUAGAGGUUCUUCACAGCAGCUUCCAAAUUCUUAUCUCUCUGUUAGGUUUCAUCUACGCCUGCUACGUCAUCAGCGUUAUCACAGAGGAGGAAGACAGCUUUGAUUUUAUUGGUGGAUUUGACCCAUUCCCACUCUACCAUGUCAAUGAGAAACCAUCUCAUCUUCUCUUAAAGCCUUUGCAUCAGUCUUCGUAAAUGAGCAGCUCAGAUGAUUCAUCCACUCCAGUAGACUUUUCCUCAUUCAUUGAGAUCCACUGCUUCCUCAUUAAAACGCUCUUCAAUCUUCAUUAUCAACCCCUGCGGGUCUCGACGAAGACCGGAGAGUCGGCCGUCCGAUCCAACUCUGGACAAUGUACAGUUUGAACAAAGUGCAGCUGCCUCGUUUAAAUGACAUUACAAGUGGCUGUAAAACGUAUCUAAACAAAAGGUCCACUAUUUUUAUUAGGCAGGUCUACAUGCUGUGUGUGUGGUCUGGGCAUGGUAUGCAUUAUAUGAUCUCAUAGACAGCAACUCUGUGCUUUGUUCAGAGUUACUCUGAGGAGUUCAGAUGUUGAGGUUAACCGAGUUCCAGCUCUUUGUGAGGAGGGCCAAUGAAUGCUGUUUACCUUCACACAGGAUUUGCACAUGUACACAGUAAAACAGAAGAGUAAGAGGAAGGGUGGUUUGGAAAGUGGGUGGGGCGCAGGGUAAAACACAAAGCGAGCAAACCUCCUGUGGAUAUUUUACAAAAAUAGAAGUUGUUUCAUGUCAAAAUAUGAUUUGUGAUUUUGAAUUACAUUAGUUUUAGUCUUAGCCAAGCGGUUUUGUAUGCAGCAUCCCCCCAAAAAUAUUUAUAAAUUUUUCAGCCAGACUUCAAAUAUGUCAACACGUUAGAUAACUUAAAGGUACAGUGUGUAACUUUUAGGAGGAUCCCUUGACAGAAAUGCAAUAUAAUAUGCAUAACUACAUUAUCAGUGGUGUAUAAAGACCUUACAUAAUAAACUGUAUUGUUUUUAUUACCUUAGUAUGAGACGUUUUUAUCUACAUACACCGCGGGUCCCCUUACAUGGAGGUCACCAUCAUGUUUCUACAGUAGCCCUUAAUGGACAGACUGCUCUAUAGAGUGUAUUUCGUUCCUACGUUGUCUCAAACAAUGAUGUGUUUGUCCUGUGAUGGCUACAGUAGCUUCUCUAUGCGUUUCGAAAGGGAGAGUGUAGGCCGUUGGUUGCAAUUCGCAAUCUCACCACUAGAUGCCACUAAAACCUGGUAUGUUUUUUUAAGUAGCACACUUUACAAUAAAACAUUGAAGUAGAUUUUUAACAAUAUACUGUUCAUGGGGUAAGUCAUAAAUACAAUGUUUGUAAUGUAAUGUUUCUGUAUCGGUAGUCGUAUGUUAAUAAAACAGCUAUUCUCUAAAAAUGCUUGGUUAUUUUCAACCCACCAUUGGAUAAAAAAAACUUAAUUUAACCUACAGGGUUGUUUUAACCUAUAUUGUUGGGUCAAAUAUAAACAUUUGUGUGUGUUAACGGUUGGGUUUGUACAUUUUUGAGCCAAUGUUGGGAUAAAAAAAUAACUCAGCAUUUUUUAUAGCAUGUUGUCUUGAAUUAUGCCAAUGGACAAAAAUGCUUUAACGUUACUGUGAUCAGUAAAAUGAUGAAGGUCUAUGUUUGCAGAUAAGAUUUGCUUUGUGAUCUAAUGCUACCGAAUUCAUACAUUUGAAGUGUGACUCAAAUGGCCAAAUACUAUUUUUGAUCACUGUACAGUCCCCAUCAGUGUUUUUACGCAUUAUGUUUUUAAUGAUUCAUUUAUAUAAAAAUAUUUUCUGGUAUAUCAACCUGUCAAUCAACCAGAAAAUAGCCGGGGCUUCCUUUUUGGUAUUGAGUCCCAUCACUUAUCACAUAAUCUCAUAUUGUUUGCUUUGUAGAUCUGUCAGAUAUAAUACACUGUCAGAAAUAAGGGUACAAAAGCUGUCACUGGGACGGUAACCUUUGAAAGGUCCUAUAAUAUGUACCAUUUAGGUACAGAUAUGUGCCUUUGAGGUACCAAUACGUUUUGUGCUCCCUUUAGGCACUUUUUGAAAGUGACAGCUUUGUACCUUUAUUUCUGAAGAAUUGUGCUUUAAUAUCAUGUAAUAUUUUCAGCAUGUACCCUUAUGAAUAUGAAUGAGUAACGUUUGAGUGAUUGUCAGUGUCUUUCACUGUUGAUGCAAAGCUACUGUAUCUGUUCGUUAAAAAAAAUAAACCAUUCAGUACAUUUGGUUGACCUGACAUGCAAUGCUAGAUGUAUCAUAAUGUGCGUAAAUGUCUUUUAUACAUGGAGGAAGGGUUUUUUUUUUCAAACUGAGAUGUGAAGGAAGGUUGAAUGCCAAUCUGAACAAGUUGCUUAGCCGAGUUGGUUAUUAAUGGCAGAUAUUAUCAAAGACUUUGUGUGCUGUAUAAGCAACAUUAGGUGCUAAUGGAUCUGGGUUAUUUUACUCUGUCAUCAGUUAUUCUCUUUUGUUCUUCCACACCCAUGGCUUCCUUCUGUGAAGUCUUUCAAUUAAAGAUGUGUAAAGUCUUCUGAAGCCAUGAAGAGAUAGCCUUGAAUGAAACGUGUCCUUAAACAUGUCAAGAUUUUUAAUGUGUGUAUCAAGUAAAUUACAGAUUUGUGUAGCACUUGUCUUUGUCAUCACAUGCUCAUGGACUUAUGCUGCCAUCUAGUGUCCAAUAUGCUUAAUUACAACCACAAACUCUAUGGACUGGAAAUAUAUCUUUUUUUUACCAAUCUUUUACAAUAUCUGUGUAAUUCUACAUAGGUUAGGAUGUUGAAUAUAGGUCAGUGUUAUAAAGUUAUGUCGCUCUCUUUUUCCUGGUGUCACAUCUUUUGUUUUGAUCAGGUAUGUUUUUGUAAACCUUUUUCCUGUUUUGACCUAUUUUCCAUAGUGACUGCCUGUCCAAUAACACGUGUUUGCUGAGCAGUGUAAAUAGAUGUUUGUUAAUAAAAUAUUUGCUUUUCA